CAAAGCCUUCCCCAACGACCUUCAUUCUUCUAGGGCUUACCCACUAAAGAGAAAACAUCAACUCUACAAAGAUCUUCGGUCAAUGAUCUCCUCCGCACAUGGUGUGUGCUAUAAAAACCCCCUGGUACCUCUAUCUUUUAAGCCCAAGUUAGGGCUAUCUCAAUCUCUUUCUACACGCGGUAGGUAAGGAGAUGAAGAGGGUUCGAGUUGUGGUCGUAAAAGGGUCGUCGGCAAGCUCACGAAGGAGAGGGGAGACAAUAAGGUACGGGGAGUGCGAGAAGAACCAAGCGGAAUCGAUCGGAGGUCACGCGGUGGAUGGUUGCCGGGAGUUCAUGGCUCGCGGUGAGGAAGGCACCGCCGCCGCCCUCAUUUGCGCGGCCUGUGGCUGCCACCGGAGCUUCCACAAAAGGAUAGUGAUGACCGAGAAUCAAUAGAGACCGACAACAAUGAUCGAGAUCUCGAGUCAUCUCAUUUAUUCAAAUGGGGUGAUCGCAAAAAGAAGACACUGCUAAAUGAAAUUAGGUUUUGGUGCAUCAUCACUUGAUGAAGGCUUAAUUCGUUUCUUAUGAUCAAAACUCUCUGGGAUUGAUCAUCUUGGAUUGGAGAGGAUGUGGAUGACUGAGGUUAUGCUUUUUCUUUUCUUGGCUUUUCAUUUCGGGCUUGCUUUCAUGCUUUGGGGUGUUGGCCUCUGAUUGGAAUUUUGUUUGUAUGACGACAGAAAUGGAAUGGUUAAACCAAAAAAACUGUUUGAUGAUCUUUUCGAA
Molecule: messenger RNA, 764 nt
Organism: Eucalyptus grandis
Lineage: Eukaryota; Viridiplantae; Streptophyta; Magnoliopsida; Myrtales; Myrtaceae
Product: mini zinc finger protein 2-like
Exons: 1
Coding region: 192-434 (80 amino acids)
Biological process (GO): regulation of developmental process; regulation of DNA-templated transcription
Cellular component (GO): nucleus
Molecular function (GO): transcription cis-regulatory region binding; DNA-binding transcription factor activity
Source: RefSeq, a predicted model, not a curated record